UCACAAGUUCACAACACAUUUCAAGACAAUCCCAACAAAAAUAAAAAACCUUUUAAAAAACCCACCAACAAAAAUCAAUUAUAUUCUUUCUCCCACCUCUUGAUAUCUCAUUAUUGACCAUUUCUUGUUUUAAAAAUGGGAAAUAAUAUGGGAGGUGCAAAUAGUAAAACAGCAAAAAUAGUGAAAAUCAAUGGAGAAUUCUUGAAGUUGAAGCUACCAUUAAAAGUUUUAGACAUAAUCAAAGAAUACCCAAAUCAUAUUUUAUUAGAUUCACAAGAUUUUCUAAGAUAUAAUCUUAGAUCAAAACCUCUUAACCCAGAAGAUGAACUUAAACCCAGAAAAAUCUACCUUCUUGUUGAAUUACCCAAGUUUCCUGAUGAAAUAAAUUCUCAAAAUCCUCUUAGAAAGGUAAGAUCAGGUGUCUUAGCAAGAAAUAAUGGAGAUUUGAUGAUGAAGAAGGUGUCAAGGAGGACAGUUUCUGACCUUACGAUGAUCAUGACAAGAUCAACGGCUAAGGAUGAUGGUGGUGAUGGCCGUAGUGGUGGGUCCCUUAAGGGUGGUUAUGUGGGUCCUACAAGGUUGAAAAUGAGGUUGCCUAAAGCACAAGUGGAGAAGAUUAUGGAAGAAAGUGGGAAUGAUGAUGGUGAAGCUGCUAAGAAGAUUGUAAGGCUUUGUUUGGAGGAAAAAGCCACCGUGAGCGGCGGCGUUAUGAAGGCGGAUAUGGUGGAGGAAAAGGAAAAAGAAGAGGACGAAGUUGAGAGUCAUUGUAAGGAUGUUCAUGGGAUGUGUAGUCCUUGCUAUAGUUACCGACGUAAGUAUAAAAAAUUAACCUCUUAAUUAUAGUAUAGCAUGUCUUUUUUUUUUUCUUCUUUGUUUGGAUACAUGGUAAUCUGAUGGAAGGGGCGAGCUAUGUGAGGAUGACGAUAAAAUCAAACCCAAGUCUUACAUGGAAAAGUGAUAUAUAUUUAUGUUCAAAAAAUAACUUACAUGUGAUCAUAUAUUUAUUUCUUAUAGAAUAAUGUUAUGAUCCAUUUUAAG
This is a messenger RNA of Amaranthus tricolor (Joseph's coat), 1038 nucleotides long. RefSeq lists its product as uncharacterized. Lineage: Eukaryota; Viridiplantae; Streptophyta; Magnoliopsida; Caryophyllales; Amaranthaceae. Bases 136 to 837 code for a protein of 233 amino acids. The transcript has a single exon. The record is from RefSeq and is a predicted model, not a curated record.